CGCGAAUUUUCGAGAUCGAUUUCGACCCGUACGACAACUCCCAGCGCCAGCCCGCGAGACGACGACAAGAUGGUCCUCGCAAAGAAGCACGUCCCCAUCGUCAAGAAGCGCACCAAGCGUUUCUGGCGCCACCAGUCCGACCGCUUCAAGUGCGUGCCGGAGUCAUGGCGCAAGCCCAAGGGUAUCGACAACCGCGUCCGUAGACGCUUCCGUGGCAACAUCCCCAUGCCCUCCAUCGGCUACGGAUCCAACAAGAAGACCAAGCACAUGAUGCCCUCCGGCCACAAGGCUUUCCUCGUCCACAACCCCAAGGACGUUGAGCUCCUGUUGAUGCACAACCGCACCUACGCCGCUGAGAUCGCCAGCGCCGUCUCCUCCCGCAAGCGCGUCGACAUCAUCGCCAAGGCCAAGGCUCUCGGCGUCAAGGUCACCAACCCCAAGGGCCGCGUCACCACCGAGGCUUAAAUGGAUAUGGAAUGAAUGUAAAGAAAGCCCAAGAAAUUUCAUCAUUUUCAUUUUCAUUUUUCAUUAAAACUCUUUUUCCACUUUAUACCAACCAAAUGGGAAAACCAACCACUUUCGGGGGACAAUUAAAAAGCAAACAACAGACAACUACUACUACUACGUGGUGGUUGUUUGUUAAUUUGUGAUCUUGGGGACUUGCGGAGCCUUGAAUCAUCGCAUCUUCUCUCUAAU
Aspergillus costaricaensis CBS 115574 is the source of this 696-nucleotide messenger RNA. RefSeq names its product 60S ribosomal protein eL32. The record is from RefSeq and is a predicted model, not a curated record. Lineage: Eukaryota; Fungi; Ascomycota; Eurotiomycetes; Eurotiales; Aspergillaceae. The transcript is spliced from 4 exons. The coding region runs from base 70 to 465 and encodes 131 amino acids. Gene Ontology annotation, molecular function: structural constituent of ribosome. Gene Ontology annotation, cellular component: ribosome; cytosolic large ribosomal subunit. Gene Ontology annotation, biological process: translation.